AUGUCACGUGUCCGUAAAUCCAAAGCCGCAAGAUUUAAUGCCCAUGUCCUGAAAAAGUUACAAACUGCCGUUGCUAUGGACCCUGAAUUAGACUUAACGACACAACUACCCUCAGCAUAUUCUGGUCGCUUGGGAAAAAUGCGCGAAACUGUACAAUCUGUGGACGAUGUUAUCAUCAACACAACCUCCCGUGAUGACGAAGAUAUUCGAACGACCUUCGAUGCGUCAAUCCAGGCAGAAAUAGUGCACCCAUUAUCGCAAGAGGUACUGGAGCUGUUGUCACCAGGGGGUACCAAAGUUUCUCCUGUCCGACUUUCCCAACGGUUGCUCGAUAUCAUGCGCACUAGCGAGGUUAUCUGGAAAGCCCCGUUUGCUCGGCACAAAAUUGUUUUAAAAUGCGGAAACAAUAUAGUUCUGAAGGUAAUAAGGAAUAUGGAUGAUUAUACUGAGUAUACAACACUACAGUAUCUUCGGCAGCAUAGGCCGAAUGUUCCAGUGCCUGAACCUUCUGGGCUUGUGCGAGUCAACGACAUUUCGCUGGUUUUUAUGACGCAUAUUUCCUCCAAUAUGCUUGCCGAUGUGUGGUCGAUACUGAACUCCUCUCAGAAAACUUCAAUAAAGGAGCAACUGGCCGCGAUUCUACUAGAUCUAAGGUCCAUACCCUUUACCCCCGGUGCACCUCUUGGAGGGGUAGGAGGAGAAGGAUGCAAAGAUAUUAGAAGGCAUCUGCGCCGCAGCGAAGCACCUAUCCUAAGCGCCAGCGAGUUCGAGGACUUCCUUUACACCGGAUCUCAUGAAGGGGGUCAAGUGUUUGUGAAAUUACUUCGCCAGCUGGCUCCGCCCAUCAGCGCACCUUCUUCACCUGCAAUUGUUUUUACACACGGUGACCUCCGACCGAACAAUAUUGCAGUGACAAUGAAGGAUGGUACGUGGGUUAUAGCCGGUCUUAUUGACUGGGAAUACAGCGGCUUCUACCCUGAAUACUACGAAGCGGUUAGGUGUACAAACUGCUUAGCGCCAUACGAAGACAAUGAUUGGUUUCUUUUCCUACCGGACUGUGUAUCCCCGAAAGCCUAUUCCCAUUGGUGGCUCCUCGAUCGUGUAAGAGAGACGCGGCUUGUGUAA
Molecule: messenger RNA, 1125 nt
Organism: Aspergillus bombycis
Lineage: Eukaryota; Fungi; Ascomycota; Eurotiomycetes; Eurotiales; Aspergillaceae
Product: aminoglycoside phosphotransferase family protein
Exons: 2
Coding region: 1-1125 (374 amino acids)
Source: RefSeq, a predicted model, not a curated record